UUUUUUUUUUUAAGUUUUGUUUUGUUUAUCGGUUUAGCGGUUUGUUUAGCAAAACUGACUCGACAACAAAGUCUCUCGAUAUAGACAAUUACGUAAGCUUUCAUACAAAUCCAAGCAUGUCGCUUGAGACGGCGUCGAAGGCUAACUAUUCAAGAAACAAAAGAGCGGGUUCAUAGCGAGAAAUUCCCAGCGAGGACGCUGAUUGUUUUUUUUAUUAUUGCGAUUAUUACCUAGUUUACGAGCUAAAACGAUUACUCGCCUGCUCAGAUAGCUUUCUUUCAAGUAAUAACAUACUCCUAUGUGCAUAUCUUAAAUUUCAAAUACUUACAGAUAUAAAACUUGUAGAAUUGGAAAUAUGCCAAAAAGGAGUGAUGCACAACCAGGGUUCAUAAAACUCGGACAAGCAUAUAUCAUGCUUGAAAACGACGCAAAAGUUUAUUAUUGAUUUUGUGUUGACUCAGUCUUUUGACUUAGUCCACGAUAAGAUGUAUACAUAAAGGAUAUUUACUCUUACUCAUCAAUCAUAUUAGGACCAUAUUUUUAUAAGCACUUAAGUGCUCUCCCUGCAAAAUUUGGUAGUAAUUUUUUUUUUCUUCAAGAAUGCUGAUCUACUUGGAGUGAAUUUAAACAUGCCCGAUAAAGGAAGCUUACAACAAUCCAAGUGGCAAAGACAAGAAGGUAGUGUAAACAAACGUGCCGGACAAGCUCAGUUGUACGAAUCAGAAAAAGAAUAUAUCGGUGAUCAUCAAAGGAGGCCAAAUCAAGAAGACGAGGUACAGAAACUUACCGAACAAGAACAACUUUCAGAACAAGAGAUAGAAGGUGAACAUGAGACUAAAGAGGGUGCAAAGUCAAACGGAGCAAACAGCAAAUCUACACCCGAAAACCAAUUUAAAACAAAUUCCGAAAAGAAAAAAACUUCAACGAAGAGGCCAAAACAAGAAGACGGUGUACACAAAUAUAUCGCACACAACCAAUUUUCGGAACCAAAGUUCGAAGAUAUGCAUGAUAAUGGAAAGCCUGCUGUAUCAGCACACGGAGUAAAGGGGCAAAAAUCUGACACUGACAUUUAUCAGAGAGAAUCUAAAAUAAAACUAGCUGAACCGAGAGCUCUUUUGACUGGAAACUCAAAUAGCCAAAAGGGCAAGUCUACGUCCGAAAACCAUGUUCAAACGAAUCCAGAAACGAAAAAAACUUUAACGAAGGUUAUAAUAUUACUAUAA
This is a messenger RNA of Styela clava, 1223 nucleotides long. The record is from RefSeq and is a predicted model, not a curated record. Lineage: Eukaryota; Metazoa; Chordata; Ascidiacea; Stolidobranchia; Styelidae.